Messenger RNA from Puma concolor (puma), 2007 nucleotides. Lineage: Eukaryota; Metazoa; Chordata; Mammalia; Carnivora; Felidae. The record is from RefSeq and is a predicted model, not a curated record.
AUGUUCCUUCUUCUGGUCCUUCUCACCCGACUUGGAGAGCUGCACGCAGACCCCCAUCCCGAUAAAACAUUUCUGGAAACCACAAUUCCUGAAAAGAUUUCAUCAUCUGAUGCAAAAACAGAUCCAGAAAAUAAUAUUGCUUAUAUCAUUACAAUAAAAGGAAAACCGUAUUUUGUCCAUCUCAGAAAGCAAUCAUUUUUAUCUUUGGUUUCUGUUGUUUACUUUUAUGACAAAGAUGACAUCCAAUAUUCUAAGCCUUUGUCAGCUCAGAUGGAUUGCAAUUAUCAAGGAUAUGUUGCAGGUUUUCCAAAUUCUCUUGUGUCACUCAACACUUGUUCAGGACUCAGGGGAACAUUGCAGCUUAAAAACAUCUCAUAUGGAAUUGAACCAAUGGAGGCCGUAUCAGGAUUCGUGCACAUGAUUUAUGAAGAAAAAAAUGAUAACACUAAUAUUCCUCUUUUAGGAGAAAAUAAGACUUAUAGCUAUAAUAACUUAUAUUAUCACAUCAGAAGGAGUUCAGAAAGAACUGAAUUUUUCAAGUUAUACCCUCAAUAUCUUGAAAUAUAUAUUGUUGUGGAUAAAAAUCUGUGUGAUUACAUGGGCUCUGAUAUAAAGGUUGUAACACAGAAGAUUAUUCAGAUAAUUGGCUUUGUUAACACUAUACUUUCACAGUUAAAACUGACUGUUGUAAUAUCUUCCAUAGAAAUCUGGUCAAAUAAAAACAAAAUUUCUACUACAGGGAAUCCUAAUAUUAUAUUAUCUAGAUUUUUAGAAUGGAAAUACAAACAUGUCUCCCAACCUCAUCAGACUGCAUACUUAUUUGCCUUCAAGAAACAUCCUAGUUUUAUAGGAGCCACAUUUCCUGGGAAAAUAUGUAAUAAGAAUUAUGCUGUAGGAGUUGCUCUGUAUCCAGAGGAUUUAUCCCUGGAGUCAUAUACUAUCAGUAUUGUGCAGUUGCUUGGCUUUAAUCUGGGAUUGAGUUAUGACAAUCCUGACACUUGUUAUUGUUCAGAAGAUGUUUGCACAAUGUCACCUAAAGCAGUGCAGUCUCGGGGUGUAAAGGAUUUUAGCACCUGUACGUUGGAUGACUUUAAAUACUUGGCCUCACAUUCCGGCCUUGGAUGUCUUCAGAGAAUCCUUCCUGAAAUGCCAGUUUAUAAACAACAAAAGAAAAGGACAUGUGGCAAUGGACAAUUGGAACAGGGUGAACAGUGUGAUUGUGGCACUGUAAAGAAUUGUACACAUAAAGACUGCUGUGAUCCUAAAACAUGUUCAAUGAAAGCAAAUAAACAGUGUGGCUCCGGGGAAUGUUGCACACAAGAUUGCAAGCUAAAAUCAAUUGGUAUACAGUGUAGGAAAUCAUAUGACGAAUGUGAUUUCACUGAAUAUUGCAAUGGAGUUUCCCCACACUGUAUGCCUGACACUUAUGCACGUAAUGGACAAAGUUGUGAUUCAGGCGAUUCCUUCUGUUACAAAGGACGAUGUCGCAUAUUUACCAAACAGUGUAAAGAAUUGAUUGGAGGAGUGUCCUGGUCCUCCUCUUUCUGCACACCUGGUUGUUACUAUGAUCCAAAGACAAAAUUUACUCAAAAAUACUGUGUCAACUUUAACUGUGUAGAAAUUCAAUACCAGGUAAAUUAUCAGACGUGCAAUUCUUCUCAUCAUUGCAAUAGCCAUGGAAUUUGCAACAAUUUGAAUCACUGCCAUUGUCAAAAUGGGUUUGCUCCUCCUGAAUGCCUGGAGAAGAAGGGAGAAUUUGGAAGCAUAGAUGAUGGACACAUACCUCCAUCUGGUAAAAGUGAUUUGGGGGGACGAUCUACCACUCCUUCAAAACACCGAUUUGAACUCAUUUUCUACAUUUCUCUACCUCUGCUCAUCAUCACUGCUGCUGUUGUAAUAAAGCAGAAUAAAAUAAGAGAGCUGUGCUACAGGGGGGAAACUGAAAGUGACAGAUCUGUGUCAGAAGAAAGCAGCAGUAACAGCAAAUUAUCCCCCAGUGAAAGGUGA